This is a messenger RNA of Linum trigynum, 1770 nucleotides long. NCBI's taxonomy places the organism in Eukaryota, Viridiplantae, Streptophyta, Magnoliopsida, Malpighiales, Linaceae. The record is from the annotation of a GenBank genome assembly.
CUGGUUCGAGGAUGAGCUCUUCAAAGCUCUCGAACCUGUCGUGGGCAGAGCUGCGUGACCGGGCUCGCCGCAUCAACCGUCGUUGGAGCUCCGAGGAGCUGCCGACCAGGAAUGCCACCAUAGCAGAAGAGCAACUGUCGGUUGUCCAGGUUGACUCAGAGGGUGAAGUUGAGAGGCGAGCAGAGCAACCGGACGUGGAAGAGGUUUUGGCAAUCGAGCCGCCAGCCACGGAAGAGCUUCCAAACGUCACCAACAAACUGCAGCAGCUUUCGACAGCAUCGGUCACCACGACUGCGACUUCACUACCAACACUUUUUGCAGCGGUUGAACAAUCAUCCAAGGUUGUCGAUGGUACUUUCAUGGUCGUGAGUGAAAAAGAAGGUGAUCCUGCUUCUUCCAUCCUUGUUCCUGACAGUGAGAAGACCAACGCCUUGGAAGAAGAAACCCAACUCGAGGGUUUGGAGAGGACACCAACGUCGCGUCAUGUAGCGAGCUGGCGGUCUCGGAAGAAGCCAAAGACGGACGAAGAGGAGUCCGGGGCCGCCGCGUCAGCCAUCCAUACUACACCGAACGACAUUGGGGGCUCGCCCAUGUCGCCGCCAACCACAGUCAAGGAGGUAUGUUCGUCAAUGGAAGCUGGGAUGGAAACGAAGAUGGCGUCGCCGGGUAACGACUCGAAGGAUUCGUCGGCGAACGAAGUGGACGAGGAUGGCUUUCUCCCUCUCCCUAGUGAGGGCGAUUUACAGUCGUCGUUGGAGAAGAAGCCGCCAGAAGACGAACCAUCAUCGGAGAACGAUAUGGAUUCGGGUUUAGCUUUUCGCGGCCUGGUGUUCUCGUUGCCUGGCGCGCUCGGGGAGAAGAACUCGAAGACUAGACCGCUAUCGGGCUGGCACUCGUGUCGUCUGGUGAGCUGCUCGCCGUCGGGAAUAAGGUCGGUGAUGGUUCUGCCGAUGAAGGAUAGGGAGGAAGGCGACGCGACAAGGAAUAAGAAGAAGAAGGAAGAAGUGAUGGAGCUAGUGACAGCAGCCUGGCCGUGGAAGAGGACGGAUCUUCGAGUCUCGCUCAAAACGCGGCGAUCAGCAGCUGCUUCCGCUGCGGCGAUGAACGAGGAAGAGACGAAGGUGGGGGAUGAUCUGGUGAGAGACUCACCAAAGGACACGGUGGCCGCCCGUCGGGAUUUGUCGCCGGCAACUCACGGAGAUAUUGUACCGCCGCAAUCGACUCCGACUCAAGCCUGGGUGUUAACCACCGAGAAGAUACCGUUGCCGGAGAAGAAGGAGAAGAGUCUAUCGAUGCCGGAGAUUGAGUCGAAAGGGCAGAAGGCAGCGGCGGAUUCGGGCUGGCUUCCUCGCCGUUGGCAGGAUCGCGCGCAGCUGACAAGAGCAAAGAGGUGGGAGGGAAGCGGGUUUCCUUCCUCUAAAACCCUAACUCGCCGAAGCUUGGGGUGAGUCGGGCUCUCUAUGGGCCGAAGCGGUUGGUCCACCCCAGCUGACGAGAUUGGAUGUUCGUUAGUGAUCUUCGGGCCGCGUUCUGGGAAGAAGCAAGCUGAGACAGGGUUUGAGUGCGGGCCGGAGCUUGGUUUUCAAUGGGCCGAGAAGGAUUGGCGGUGUGGGCCAGGGAAUCCAAAGGAAGCAGUUAGUUUAAUCACCAAAUAUGGGCUUGAAACCUUGGAGAGCAUUGGGCCAAUAAUGGGUGGGCCGACUAGAGCUCUUGUGUGUGUGGUGAACUUGGAAGAAAAAGGAGAUGGUUUAUUAAAUUUAUAGGUGGGCU